UGUACUUAUUGUCUGCGUCGGAGGCAAAGGAGUGCAGAGAGAGAGAGAGUGAGUGAGUGAGAGAAGGGAAAGUAGGGAAGAGAGGAUAAUCAUGGCGUCUCUCCGCUUUUGUCUGCGACUGUUAGCAAUCACGGCUUUGAUGGCCACACUGGUGUUCACAGGUACCUCAGGUGAAGGAGGCCUGAAAAAAAUCCUGAAGAAGAGAGAAGUGGUGGGUGGUGAGGCUCCGUCCUCCAGUGUGAAGAUGUCCUCCUCCAAGGCCAUGCAGUUCCUGGUCUCCCUCAAGAGGCCCAAGAGGAACCUGUGGGACCGGAGCCGUCCCGACGUGCAGCAAUGGAUCCAGCAGUUCAUGCUGAUGGGCUACGACGAAGCGAGGCUGGAGGCUGAUCUGGCCUACUGGAAGGACCAGGCACAGGCCAAUGACCAGGGUCGGCAGCACCACUACGACGAGAACGCCGCGCUGGGUCCACGCCACGCCACUGGCUACAGACACGGGGCCAACGUCAAUUACGACUACUACUGACCUGUCUGACCUGGAACACACACACACACACACACACACACACACACACACACACACACACACACAGUGACCCCAUCUUCACUGUGACUCACCCUUUGCUCUCCUGACAUGGGAAGAUUAACUUCCGUCCCAAUGCCAGGUGGAGGAGGCAGGCAAACACCAGUGUAUUACUUUGCCUUCAUCCUUUGUACUCUGUCUUUUCCCUCCUCCAGGUAAACAUUGUUAUUCUUGUCUGUGGAACACCUCCACAGUUUUACAAUCUUCUGUUCAUUUAGGCAUCGCAAGUACAGCAUUUGUUACAGCCUCAAAGUGGUAUGAAUAUAAUAAAGCGCUUUGAGAAUUUCA
This is a messenger RNA of Sardina pilchardus (European sardine), 868 nucleotides long. RefSeq names its product ECRG4 augurin precursor a (gene ecrg4a). The record is from RefSeq and is a predicted model, not a curated record. Lineage: Eukaryota; Metazoa; Chordata; Actinopteri; Clupeiformes; Clupeidae. The coding region runs from base 92 to 523 and encodes 143 amino acids. Gene Ontology annotation, biological process: anaphase-promoting complex-dependent catabolic process; G1 to G0 transition; central nervous system development. The transcript is spliced from 4 exons.